AUGGCUCUGUAUGAAGCUUUGUACGAGCGGAAGUGCAGAUCCCUCGCAGGGUGGUUUGAGAUUGCAGAAGUUAGUCUAUUCGGUCCAGAGUUUGUACAUCAGGCAAUUGAGAAGGCAGUCCAUCUAGUGUUCCACACAUCCAUGCUGAGGGAAUACAUGGUGGAUCCUUUUAGAGUUGUGCCGGUGGAUGCUAUUCAAGUCACGGAGAGUUGGUCUUAUGAGGAAGAACCAGUUGCCAUCCUGGACAGACAGGUUUGUAGGCUCAGGAUCAAAGAUAUGGUGUCAGUAAAGGUAUUGUGGAGAAGCGAGGACAAGGAAGACAUGACAUGGGAAGCCAAAGCGAAAAUGAAGUCAAAGUACCCUCACCUGUUUCUUAAAGACGAUGCUGACCCAGGAAAAGCAGAACAAAACCCAACGUCGAACUCAAAUGCCAUGCAAGGUACAAAUUACCCUUAA
Molecule: messenger RNA, 456 nt
Organism: Lycium ferocissimum
Lineage: Eukaryota; Viridiplantae; Streptophyta; Magnoliopsida; Solanales; Solanaceae
Exons: 2
Coding region: 1-456 (151 amino acids)
Source: RefSeq, a predicted model, not a curated record